AUGACUUUGAGACCAGAGAAGCCUGUGUGGAUGACACAGGAGCAAUACGAUAGACAGUAUGGACAAUUAGCGGAAUCUAAGGUAAUACAAGAUGAUAGUCCCAAGAAUAUUGAAGCUCCCGAGUCCAAUGGCGCUGAAAAUAAAGAGCAACGUUCAGAAGAUGUAUCAGAUGGGACAUUAGAUAAUAUUAAAGUUGAUGAGAAACCACAGUAUAGAAUUCAGAAGCGUAGACAUCAACAGUAUGAUAUAGAAGAAAAACGAAAGAAACAGCUUCUUCAUAAAAUCCGAGAAGAGCAGUUAAAACAACGUGACAUUGAAAUGACUGCUAAUAAAGUUGUUAAUGUGGAUCAAAUAGUUCGAGAGCAUUAUAAUGAACGUACCUACCAUGCUAAACGAUAUAAUAGGAACUUUUCGCCCAUCAUAAAGUUAAGAAAUUUUAACAAUGCAAUAAAAUAUAUGUUGAUUGAUAAAUACACAAGACCUGGGGAUAUUGUUCUAGAACUAGGUUGUGGUAAGGGAGGUGAUUUAAGGAAAUAUGGAUCAUGUGGUGUAUCACAGUUUAUUGGGAUCGAUAUUUCGAAUGAAUCUAUUCGUGAGGCACAGAGGCGUUAUCAAAAUAUGAGGGAUUUAGACUAUCAAGUUAUUUUGAUUACUGGUGAUUGUUUUGGAGAAUCGUUAGGUGUUGCAGUUCAACCAUUCACAGAAUGUCGGUUUCCUUGUGAUGUCGUUUCGACUCAAUUCUGUUUGCACUACGCAUUUGAAACUGAAGAUAAGGCGCGAAGAGCUAUUCUCAAUGUCUCUAAGUCUCUGAAAGUUGGAGGAUACUUUUUUGGUACUAUACCAGACGCAGAAUUCAUUCGUUACAAACUAAAUAAGUUUUCUAAAAAUGAUGAGAAGCCAUCCUGGGGUAAUUCUAUUUACAAAGUUUCAUUUUCCAACAAUUCUUAUCAAUUGAACGGUUAUGAAUUUGAAUCCCCAUUUGGUAACAUGUACACCUAUUGGCUUGAAGAUGCCAUUGAUAAUGUUCCUGAAUAUGUUAUACCAUUUGAAACACUCAGAAAUCUGUGUGACGAAUAUGGCAUGGAAUUAGAAAUGCAAAAACCUUUCAACAAAUUUUUUGUUGAAGAGAUACCUACAUGGAUAGACAAAUUUUCUCCUCGAUUGAGGGAAGGUUUACAAAGAUCAGAUGGGAAAUACGGAGUUGAAGGUGAUGAAAAGGAAGCUGCAUCCUUCUUCUAUACUGUUUUUGCAUUCCGAAAAGUCAAAGAAUAUGUGGAAUGA
Molecule: messenger RNA, 1281 nt
Organism: Eremothecium cymbalariae DBVPG#7215
Lineage: Eukaryota; Fungi; Ascomycota; Saccharomycetes; Saccharomycetales; Saccharomycetaceae
Gene: ABD1
Product: mRNA (guanine-N7)-methyltransferase
Exons: 1
Coding region: 1-1281 (426 amino acids)
Biological process (GO): 7-methylguanosine mRNA capping
Cellular component (GO): nucleus
Molecular function (GO): mRNA 5'-cap (guanine-N7-)-methyltransferase activity
Source: RefSeq, a predicted model, not a curated record